AUGAGGAAGCAGGCUGCGGCGGAGGCGGCGGGGAGCUCGGGGAAGAAGGCUAAGCAGGCCGAGGUGGUUAAGACUGUUUCUCCCAAGACCAUGGUCGCCAUAGACCCCAAGUUGCUGCAGUGCGGAGUCUGUUCCGGCCUAUUGGUUCCACCCAUUUUCCAGUGCACCAAGGGCCACAUCACAUGCUCAAAGUGCUGCCCCGUGGUCAACAACGGCUGCAGCUUGUGCAAAGGUCUUGAGGAUGCCACCCGCUGCCACGCCAUGGAGCGCCUCCUUGGUGACCUGACCGUGCCGUGUUCAUUCAGAGCACGCGGCUGCACCGAGAUGAUCUUGUACUCGGAGACGCUGGCCCAUGCACAGUCCUGCCUCUAUGCCCCUUGCUACUGCCCCAUCGCCGGCUGUGGGAUCUACGCCGGCAGACCAUCACUGCAUGACCACAUCAUGCAGGAUCACCCGAUGCUCCGGUAUAUGGUCGUGCCCGGCGUUGCUAGUGCACUGACCAUGUAUCACGGCGAUCCGGCCUGCCUGGUGUCCCUUAGCUCAGACGGGGAGAUGUUCCUCAUCGUCGUUACCGACGAUCGUAGCGCACUGGCGCCGGGGCAGUCGCUGUCUGUGAUCCACCUCGCGCGCAAGGUGGUCACCCGUUAUUACAGGAUCGAGGUGCGCACCAAGGCAGGCCUCCUCUUGCUGUACAGCGAGGCACAGGACGUCAGGCGGCUGAUGAGGGCUUACGAGCCAACCUCAUCCCUCUUCGUGUCAGAUGCCAUGUGGGGCCCCAAGGACUCUCCCGUUCGUGUCGACAUUAAUAUCCAUCCGGUAUAG
Messenger RNA from Brachypodium distachyon (stiff brome), 822 nucleotides. Its product is annotated as putative E3 ubiquitin-protein ligase SINA-like 6. The coding region runs from base 1 to 822 and encodes 273 amino acids. The record is from RefSeq and is a predicted model, not a curated record. The transcript is spliced from 3 exons. NCBI's taxonomy places the organism in Eukaryota, Viridiplantae, Streptophyta, Magnoliopsida, Poales, Poaceae. Gene Ontology annotation, molecular function: zinc ion binding.